AUGGCUUCGAUGCUUUCGACCCGAGCGGCCAGAACGGUCUCCUGCUCUGCCUGCCGCUCUUUCGCCAGACCCGGUCUUCUCCCCCAGCGUGGACUGUCGACGUCCGCCGAGCAAACACCCACCGACCUUGCAGACAAGCCUCGAUGGUCCUACACUCCGCCUCGGGCGGCGGCUCCCUUUAGCUUGCGGAUUGACUCCAAGAGGCCCGACUUCGUCGUCAAUUCCGAUCCGAAGGUGCUUGAUCAAUUCUACAUCCGCAUGCUGGGCAAUGACGGCGAGAAGAUCCUCUCCGACGAGAUCAAAUGGCUCGCUGUGACACAUAAGAGUUUCGAUCAGGGUCGACGAGGCUUCAACGAUCGAUUGGCUUUUCUGGGGAAACGACUUAUUCAGCUGCAAGCUUCUUUGGCUUUGGCGCAGAGCCCCGGAAAUGCUGCCUCUGCUAAAGAAGAUGCUCCUGGCCGAAAACCCUUUUCCCAUCCCGCAUUGGAAGGCCUGGACAACCUUUCCCUCAACACCAAGAACUUCCUGACGUCGAAGACGAAUAUUGCGGAGCUCGCGCGGAAAUAUGAGAUGGACAAGGUCCUGAGAUGGAGUCCCCGAAAGCCCAACAAUCUCCAGACCUCUGGCAUCGACCUCGUCCUUGCCCACACCAUGUACGCCGUCGUUGGGGCCGUGUCCCUGGAGAAAGGCGGGCACGUUGCCAACCAGGUGGCUCGGGAGCGGAUACUGGCACCGCUGGGAUUUAAUACCACGGCUUAA
Aspergillus affinis is the source of this 759-nucleotide messenger RNA. Its product is annotated as mitochondrial 54S ribosomal protein mL57. Gene Ontology annotation, biological process: mitochondrial translation; RNA processing. Lineage: Eukaryota; Fungi; Ascomycota; Eurotiomycetes; Eurotiales; Aspergillaceae. The record is from RefSeq and is a predicted model, not a curated record. The transcript has 3 exons. Gene Ontology annotation, cellular component: mitochondrial large ribosomal subunit. Gene Ontology annotation, molecular function: ribonuclease III activity; structural constituent of ribosome. The coding region runs from base 1 to 759 and encodes 252 amino acids.